AUGUAUGAAGUAGAGGAUGUUAUUGAGAGAAGUUUGGCCUUCAAGUAUACAUUCACAGUCCCAUCAGAACAACAGAUUGACAGACUGAAAGUUGGCGACCUGGUCAAAUUGAUAUUCAGAGAGGAUCCAUCCAGUGAACAACAACAACAACAACAAGGUAGUACCGAUGCCACCCUGAACCAAUCUUGUAUCCAAGUAGAUGCACCACAUGCAAGCAGUAGUACAUCAUUCUCGAAUCCCUCCGCAACCAACAAUAACAACAACAACAACUCAUCAAGUGUGAUCAAUCAAUCAACUACAUUAUCAUCCACAACACAACAACAACAACAACAACCUAAUAACAACAACAACAAUGACACUAAUAAUGAAUGCUUCAUCGAGAGGAUGUGGGUAUCAAUCACACAUAUUGAUGAUGGACACAAGACAUUCAAGGGAACACUGGACAACUCACCGUACAAAAUGCGUACAUUGACACUUGGCGACACUGUAUCUUUUGCCAGGAACCACAUACUCGCGAUCUAUGACCAACCCAACGAGUCCUCAUUCCUCACGGAGGAGCAACGUAUCUUCACGUCACAGUUCUGUCUUGUGUCGCGUAUGGCACUGGACAAGAACCGGCAGGUUGGCUACAUGUUCCGCGAGGAUCCGAUCAAGACCAUCGCCAAUGACAGUGGCUGGCGCAUCUUCCAAGGUGACGAGUCCGACGAGUAUCUGGCCAACCAUGCCAACUUCCAAACAGUAUCAUUGGCCAGUGUACUCAACCAAGAUGAUACAUUCAUCCAUCUACUACACUAUCCACCCGAUUCAUGCUUUGAGAAAGACGACAAUAGCAAGGAGUGGAGGAAGAUUAAGGAUGAAUAA
Messenger RNA from Acytostelium subglobosum LB1, 861 nucleotides. RefSeq lists its product as hypothetical. NCBI's taxonomy places the organism in Eukaryota, Evosea, Eumycetozoa, Acytosteliales, Acytosteliaceae. Bases 1 to 861 code for a protein of 286 amino acids. The transcript has 2 exons. The record is from RefSeq and is a predicted model, not a curated record.